CCCAGUCUCUCACUGAUGAACCCUCCCCGUGUCUCCUCUGUGUCCCCUCUGUGUCCCCCAGUGUCCCACCCUGGUCCCUGUUGCCUCUCCACUCCAUGGCCCCCCUGGCACAGACCCUGGCACUGCUGGCAAUGGCCAUGGCCACCACAGCUGUCGAGGUGGUGCCCCUGGACAUGGCCCAGGACUCCUUCGAUGACCAGUACCGGGGCUGCGGCCCUGCCAUGAAGGCGACAUUGCUGGCCCUCAACCGCUCCGAGUUCCAGCAGAACAAGAAGUUUGCCAAGGUUUGGGAAAAGGCUGUAGCUGUGUGGCAGAGUCAGGGGUCCCCUGAGUCCCCUCUGUCCCCAGACCAGGCCACUGCUAUCACGGCCUUCACAAUGGAUGACCUGUCCAGCACUUUCAGUCAUGCCGUGUGCGUGGUUGGGCGCUCCCGCCAGGAAUACCAGGACAACUUCCACUUCAAAACCCUGCAUUUCCUGCUGACCAAUGCCCUGGCCAUGCUGAGGGACACUCUGAAAGGGCAGUGUCUCGACAUGUUCCUCUUGGUGUUUAUUGUCUGGAUUGAGGCACAGCGUGGUGACACCGUCUGGUUUGGUGAAUUCACGUCGGUGUUCCUGAGCAAACCAACUGGUGACUGCUCCAAUUACAUGGUGGUCGAGCUGCACACGUGCCAUGGCAUGGAAAUCCAGUUUUUCACCGAACAUCUGGAAGAGAUUUGGGUGCUGAUCCCACCCUUUGAGACCUUCAAGGUCAUCCAAUACACCCGGGAAGGGGACAAGACACAGAUCCGGUUCUGCUCCACUGGGACCUCCAGCAAAUACAACUGCGAGUGGUCUGAGGUGUGA
Molecule: messenger RNA, 845 nt
Organism: Haemorhous mexicanus (house finch)
Lineage: Eukaryota; Metazoa; Chordata; Aves; Passeriformes; Fringillidae
Product: erythroblast NAD(P)(+)--arginine ADP-ribosyltransferase-like
Exons: 1
Coding region: 96-845 (249 amino acids)
Molecular function (GO): NAD+ poly-ADP-ribosyltransferase activity; NAD+-protein-arginine ADP-ribosyltransferase activity
Source: RefSeq, a predicted model, not a curated record